Messenger RNA from Aspergillus steynii IBT 23096, 2298 nucleotides. RefSeq names its product NIF domain protein. Gene Ontology annotation, molecular function: phosphoprotein phosphatase activity. The record is from RefSeq and is a predicted model, not a curated record. Bases 72 to 2111 code for a protein of 679 amino acids. The transcript is spliced from 2 exons. NCBI's taxonomy places the organism in Eukaryota, Fungi, Ascomycota, Eurotiomycetes, Eurotiales, Aspergillaceae.
CGUCGUUUCGUCUUUGCUCCUGAGCCGCUGUCCUUCUUCUUCUGCUGAUCGCUUUCGCGCAUCCUUUUGGGAUGUCCGUCCCAUCCUGUCUUUUCGUUGCAUUCACUCGUUCGACUUUGACCGGGCCAGCUGCUGCAUCCUGUUGUCGCAUAUCUCACGGUGGAGGGGCCUCCAAGUUGAUCUCUGUCUAUUCGGCGACUUCUAAAUCAUCAACCGACCCCCUAUCGCUCCCCCAGUCUAAGUCAAAGCAACAGCCUACAAUUUCAAGUUCGGGCGCGAGUCAAUCUUCAGGUCCAGAAAUGGGGUUCCAAGGAGGCCCGAAGGAGAGUUUCUCCAGGGUAGGAGAUCGACCGGGAAACAUUGAAUCAUAUGACGGGGUCAAUGGCAAUGCUUCGAGAACGUCAUGGCGACCAUACCGGGGGCGUUGGAACCCAAAAUCGGCUCCUAAUCGGCAAUCGGACAAAAGCGCUUCCAACACUCCUGAGAAAGCGAACGCUGGGAACUCGCGUAGGAAUCGCAAAGCGCGCAAGAAUCAAGGCCAAAGCUUGAAUCCGGAAGCACAGGCAUACGGGUCUCAGAUGGAGCAGCCGUUCGGUUUCCCCGGGUUGCAAUCAUCGUCGCAAGCCUUUCCGUCUCAGAUGGCUUCCAACAACUCGGGAACAGCUCCAGAGUACCCGCUGAAUCUUCCAAAUAUCAACACCAUGCCACCAUUCCCGGGCUUUCCAGGCGCUCCGGACGUUUUUAAUGGCCAGAGGUUUCAGUUUCCGCCUCUAAACCCAUCAGACCAGCAGCAACAGUACCAAUCAUCUUUCAACGCCCCAUCAUGGAAUGACAUGAACAACUCGACGAAUCUACUCCCACCGCUGAUGCCUUCUCCGGCGUUCAUGAUGAAUAUGGGUUUGCAAGAUCCGGCACUGACAGGGCCCAUGUUCAACGGCUUCCCUUUCCUCCCCUUUGAUCCCAUGGCCCUCGCAUCUGCUGGUUCCACGGGAGGGUUUCCAGCGAUGCCAGAGAUCCCACCAGAACAGCAUUCGAAGAACAUCCAGAAGAAAAAAUCACAAUCAAAACCCCUUCGCACUCCUUCGCCAAGUCAAGGAUAUCUCUCGCAGUCGUCUCUACCACCCACAGCAUCCCAAUCUCCCCAGCCCCUACUCAUCAUUCUUGACCUGAACGGCACGCUCAUCUACCGAAAACAUCGGCGUUUACCCCCAUCAUUCAUCAGGCGAGCCGGGCUAGAUAACUUUCUUAACACAUUGCUAAGAGACUACAAAGUCAUGAUAUGGUCCAGCUCCCAGCCGGAAACCGUCAACGCCGUUUGCGAAAAGCUCUUCCCGGGCGACAAGCGAAAGGCCCUCGUGGCCGAAUGGGGCCGAGACAAGUUCAAUCUCCCGACAGAUCAAUAUCGCGCCAAAAUCCAGGUCUACAAAACGUUGGAAACGGUCUGGGCGGACCCGAAGGUCCAAGCCUCCUACCCAAGCUCCCAGGGCAACAAAUCCCGCUGGGAUCAAACUAACACCAUCUUGAUCGACGACAGCAAACUCAAGGCAGCCAGCGAGCCGCAUAACAUCCUUGAGAUCCCCGAGUUCACCAACGCCCCCGACGAUCCCUCGAUCUUCCCCAAGGUUCUUCGCGUCCUCGAGAUCCUCGCAAAACACGACGACGCCAGCAAAGUCCUCCGCGACUGGCAGUCCAAGUUAUCCGGAAAGACCAAUAUCCUCGACCUCCCCUUCAACGGCGACACCAUUGACUUCCGUUUGCUCAACACCACCACCUCUUCCUCCUUCUCAUCCACCCAGAACAACUCUCAACCCCAACCACCCCUUCCUCCGCCAACCGGCCCCGAAGCAGCCGCCCAAGCCCGCAAAGAGCGCCGCAAGGUCCGCAAACAAGAACGCAAGGCGCGCCAGAAGGAGCGAAAAUCCCGCAGCACGGACGACGCAAAGCCCGUCCCGCUCGCCGUAGCAGGAGCAGCAGCAACAACAACCGCUACGACUUCAUCAUCCACCGAGGUCGACCGUCCCACUCCGUCCGCGCGCUCGCCGUCCCCUGCGACGUCGACCGAGUCCGAGAAUUUCCUUCUAGAUCGAUUAGAGGAGUCGUUGAAUGUUUAGACGGCGUGCAUUGCUUACUGGCAUUUGGGAUCUACUCUGUCCGUGCAUUUGAAAUGUUUGCCCGUCUGUUUGUUAGUUGGGUUUGGUUGGAUUGGUAGGUUUGAUUCAUACGGGUCCGCCUGUAGUUAGUUUUGAUUUGAGGGAUUUUGUUAUCCAUAGACUAUGCAUACACUAUUCAAUAGAUACC